UUGAACCCGGGGUGCGUGACUGGCUGCUUGAAUCAAGUCCCACUAAUUAAGGAUGGGGUGCUCGAAUGGCUGUGUGCACCGGUGUGGGCACUGUGGGCACCUGGGACUGUUCACUGGGUCUGUAGCAGUCUCUGUCACUGGAUGGGAAAUGCUGGCUGGGUGAUGGAUGGAGGGAGUGAGUGAGUGACCGUGCACAUCUGCUGACUGCUGACUGUGUGUGUGACAGAGAUGGUGUGUCCAGGGAGUGUGAGUGUGUGUGCAUGUGCGCGCACUCGCGCUCGUGUGCUCGCUGGAGUGUUCGUGUGUGAGAUCAGGCCUUGAAGAGGCCCUAGGGACAGGGAGCAGGGGAGGGUGCGGGGAUCUGAGAGAAGGGGGGCAGGGGCGGGGCUGCCCCCAGGGUGCUCUAGCAGCUGCUCCCUCCAGCCUCAGCCUCAGCCAUUGAGGCAGAGAAGGAGCAACAGCCCCUCUGUUCCCUCUCCCUUUGUCCCACUGUCUCUAGAGCAUCUGUAGGAGCAUUAACCCCUUCCUCACCACAACAAUGUCCAACAACAUGGCCAAGAUUGCUGAGGCCCGAAAGACAGUGGAGCAGCUGAAGUUGGAGGUCAACAUUGAACGCAUGAAGGUGUCCAAGGCUGCGGCCGAGCUGCUGGCCUUCUGCGAGUCGCAUGUGAAGGAGGACCCACUGGUGACUCCAGUGCCUGCCGCCGAGAACCCGUUCCGCGAGAAAAGACUUUUCUGCGUCCUGCUCUGAGCCUCCCAGCCCCCCUAAGCGAAAUACCCCAAUAAAGGCAGUGACUCCUC
This is a messenger RNA of Monodelphis domestica (gray short-tailed opossum), 801 nucleotides long. Lineage: Eukaryota; Metazoa; Chordata; Mammalia; Didelphimorphia; Didelphidae. The record is from RefSeq and is a predicted model, not a curated record.